AUGAAGCUCUCUAGCGGUGCACUGGCUCUUGGGCUGGCCAACUUGCCCGCAACUCUUGCCUGGGGCAGUCUUGGCCAUAUGACCACUGCCUACCUUGCUAGCCACUUUGUUGCCAAUACGACCGAAGUGCAUUUCAAGUAUAUUCUGUAUAACGAUGAGGAGGACUAUCUCGCCAAGAUUGCUUCAUGGGCAGACUCAAUCCGAUACACGAACUGGGGCCGUUUCUCCAAGAACUUUCACUUUAUCGAUGCUCACGACCGCCCGCCUCACAAUUGCGAUGUCGAUUAUGAACGCGACUGCAAGGAUGAUGGUUGUGUCAUCACCGCCCUUCACAACUAUACUCAGCAAUCAGUCGAGCCUGAGCUGCCCUUCUGGAGGCGCAACCAGGCCGCCAAGUUUGUUGUCCAUUUUGUCGGCGAUCUUCACCAACCUCUGCACAACGAAGAUGUUGAAAAGGGAGGUAAUGGACUCUCAGUGAUAUUUGAUGGUAAACAUUUCAACCUCCACCACGUUUGGGAUAGCUCCAUUGCCGAGAAACUUCUGGGUGGCCUUCACGGCGACCCAUCCAAGCUGGCCAACAAAUGGGCUAACCAGCUUGCUGUUGAGAUUACGGAUGGCAAGUAUGCAGAGGCGAAAGAGUCCUGGUUGAAGGACUUGGACUUUGAGAAGCCCAUUGACACGGCACUUGCCUGGUCCCGAGAGACUAAUGCACUCGUUUGCACACAUGUUUUACCCGAGGGACCCGACGCUAUUGUCGGUCAGGAACUUGGGGGCGAGUACUACGAGAAGGCAGCCCCUGUUCUAGAGGAGCAGGUUGCCAAGGCCGGUUACAGAAUGGCUGCAUGGCUGGACAAGAUCGUCGAGGCCUACAAGGAUGCUGAACAGAAGCAGAUUUCUGAGGAGCUCUGA
Messenger RNA from Fusarium pseudograminearum CS3096, 909 nucleotides. RefSeq lists its product as uncharacterized. Bases 1 to 909 code for a protein of 302 amino acids. NCBI's taxonomy places the organism in Eukaryota, Fungi, Ascomycota, Sordariomycetes, Hypocreales, Nectriaceae. The record is from RefSeq and is a predicted model, not a curated record. Gene Ontology annotation, molecular function: endonuclease activity; nucleic acid binding. Gene Ontology annotation, biological process: DNA catabolic process. The transcript has 3 exons.